This is a messenger RNA of Didymodactylos carnosus, 1623 nucleotides long. The record is from the annotation of a GenBank genome assembly. NCBI's taxonomy places the organism in Eukaryota, Metazoa, Rotifera, Eurotatoria, Philodinida, Philodinidae.
AUGUCUGAACAAAUGCCCAUCUCAUCUUUUUCUUCUCGUACAUUUGCACCAUUUAGUUCACGAAUGACUAUGCACAAAAAUAAUGUUAAACUAGAACAUCAUCCAGUUGAAGAAAAUCCAUUACGAAAACGAUUGAAUUUAUUAUUACUCAAUAUUCAUGAACAAAAUCGUGUCUUAAAUGAAUUACAAUUAGAUGAAAUUCAUUCAAAUAUUACUGUUAAAUUAAAAGAAUGGAAAUUAAACAUGUUUGAAAAUGUAAAUAAACACUACGAUAAAUGUGAAAAAGAUAAUUGUACAUCUUAUAAACAUUUAAGUCUUUUUCAACAGACAAUUUCAAAUAUUUUAACUAAUCACAUAUUAAAACGUUUACAACAAUCAACAAUAUCAAAACAAGAUUUAAACGAAUUAGAAGUAAAAUUACAACAAAUGAAAAUUGAAAUCGAUAUACUAAAACAAGCAAAUGUUAAAUUAGAUUCAAAACAAUGCCAAAUCGUUGGACAACUAAGAUUGUUAAAAGUUAAUCAGCAACUGUCGUGCGACGAAAUUUAUAAGAAUGACGAAAAUCAACAACAACAACUUGUUGCUUCAGUAUCUGCCACUGAAGAACAGCAAGAAUUGCCGUCACUUCGUCUACUUGUUUCAAAAUAUCAUGUAGAUAAAAUAAAUAGUUUUGAUCAAUCUUACGUACAUUUGACAACACUAUCAACAAUACCAGAAUGUAUAUUAACAAUAAAACAUGAUGAUACAACAACAAAUAAAAAAAAAUUGAUUACUCUUUUUUCUGGUAUGAUAAAUAUAUUUAAAAUUGAUGAUAAUGAUGACGAACAACAACAACAACAACAACAACGACAAUCUCAUUAUGAAAUUCGAUAUUUGAUUGAUGAACAAUAUGCAUCGUCUAUCAUUGGAAAAUUAGGUGAAAAUGCAAAAUUAUUAAAAGAAAAAUAUUCAUUAGAUACACUAAAAGUCUAUCCAACAUCAUGUCCACAUUCAAAUGAACGAGUUGUUUUAUUGAAAGCAAUGGAAAAAGAAAAUAUUAUUCUUUGUUUAGCAGACAUUUAUUUGAAUAUUAUCAAACCUUCGAUAUCAGACCAACAGUUUCAUUUCUAUGAUCUAAUUAAUUAUGAUUAUACAAUGACUGAUUGCUACGGGGGUUACAGAGAACAAUCGUUUACUAAUAACAGCAACAAAAAGAAAACUCAGUCAAAUUCAGAAUUAUCAUCAUUCUCAAAUAUGUUGGAAUAUACGUUUACAAAUAAUGAACAUCAUCAUAAGUAUGAAGAUAAAGACAAUGCUGGAGAUUCUGAUGGUGAAGAUGUUGGAUAUAAACAACAUUUUUCAAUACGUUGUGAAAAUGAGGAUAUAAUUGUACAAGAAUUAAGUGGUAUUGAUUGGAAAAAUAGUGGUCGGAUUAUUGGACCUUUUGGAAUGCAUAUCGACACAAUUAGACAAAAAAGUGGUGCAUCAAUCCAUUUAGCUGAACAUAAAAAUGAUAAGUCAUUGGUGAAAGGCACGAAGAAACAAAUUGAUAUUGCAUUGAAAUUAAUCGAACAGUUGAUUCAUGAAAAUCAUGGAAAGAUAUUACCAUUUCAGAAACAUCGAUCACAUGGAAAACGAAAAUAA